Messenger RNA from Symbiodinium necroappetens, 994 nucleotides. The record is from the annotation of a GenBank genome assembly. NCBI's taxonomy places the organism in Eukaryota, Dinophyceae, Suessiales, Symbiodiniaceae.
AUGGACACCACUGCAGCGCCCUCGGCGGAUGACAGCGAUGCAGAAGCAGCUCAGUUCAAGCUGCUUCUCACGGUGCUCAGCAUUCUCGUCCUGACUUUCCUCUCCCAGACCUUCACAGGUCUCAACAUCGGGCUCAUGUCGCUGGACACGGCACAGUUACAGGUUCUCAUAGACGUGCCCAACAAAGAUGAGACUGCCAUGGACUCUGCCAGAUAUGCGCGAAAGAUCCUGCCACUGCGCCGGAAGGGGAAUCUACUGCUUUGCACCAUUCUCCUCGGCAACACCGCAGUCAACGCCUUGAUGGCACAGCUGUUGGCAGACUAUGCAGGCGGCUUCAUCGGUUUCCUGCUGACCACGGCCAUUAUCGUUAUCUUGUGUGAGAUCGUCCCGCAGUCCGUGUGUACGCGGCACGGCCUCUUCCUCGGGGCAGCCGGAUCCCCGAUCAUCAAGCUAGCCAUGGUGCUCUUCUACCCGAUAACGAAGCCGUAUGCGAUUGUCCUGGAUCACCUCUUCCCACAGCGAGAGAACAUGCUGGACCGAAGUCAGCUUCAGGCACUGGUGGAGUACCAAAAAUCGGCUGCCCCAGGCAUGCUCGUCGAGGGGCAAGCUGAGAUGCUCAUAGGUGCCCUGGGCAUGACCAAGAAGACUGUCUCAGAGGUGAUGGUUCCGUUGCAGAGUGCCUGCUGCUUGAUGCUUGAGGAUGUUCUCGACUUUGCAUUCAUUGCACGGGUGAUUCAGCGGGGCUACAGCCGCUUCCCCGUGGUGGACCCUGCCUCUGGGCAGGUGGUUGGCCUUCUUCACUGUAAAGAUCUGCUGAGCCUGCGCGUGGUUGAGCCGCUUCACGACGACCUUGUGCACAAUGUUCGGGACCGAUCGACCUGCACCGUCGGCGAGCUGCUCGAGGCGCUGCGUGCGGCCGGCCGAGAAAGGCACAUGUUCGUUUGCGGCAAGAACACCACGCUGAUGUCCUUGCUGUCAGAGCUGGGAUCCCAGA